UCAUGCGCAGAGAAGCUAUUUUCACUGGAGAUGAAAGCUGUUGAUUACGCGGAUUACUUGCGCUCCUAACAAACAUUUUGCAACGCCUUUUACAUAACCGAAUUCCAAUAUUGAAACCAUUUUGAACGCUCACACGGACGAAAUUGGAUUAUUCCAGAAGAUAAUCUCGGUGACGAUAAUCAGGUUUAUUUUUUACGAUGGCGCGGUGCUUUGCGGAACACGUGAUCAGUGCCAUCCAAUCAUGGCGCGGCAAUGUUAGCCAUCUAUUCUUUGUUCGGGAUUUAUCAACGUUAUUGACUAAAGUAUUCGUUUACAUCUUAUGGAUUUUAAAUGCAUCAUAUCUUUAUUAACUAGAGGACGUUCUAGGUGCAUACUCUUUAAAAAGAAAGACGUGUUAUUUAUUUCCUCCUUAAACCGAGAUCACAUGACUUUCCCUGAAUGGGCAAGAAGAAGGUCGGACAUGUUUGAGGGAAAUGUGUUGAAUAAAGAAACGUGGCCGAAGACAAGAAGAAAAUCCGGAUUUUUUCCCCCAACAAUGAGGAAUUCGACGUCUUUUUUUUUCCAUUUUAUUUUCAAUUCACUUAAUCUGGCUAGAGGUAUAUAUGUAAACAGAUUUUUUUAUUUUUAUUAUUAUUAUUAGAAAACAAAAUGCUUUAAUUGUGAAACAUUGCUAAAUGUAUUUAGUUAGGCGUUCUAAUUUAAUUAAUGCAUAGAUAAUAUGGAAUUCGGUCGGUUUUUGGUUUCCCACAUUCUAUGACAUUGUUUCGGAUGUGUAACCUUGGUAGUGGGGGAUGGGAUGGGUGCAGCACAUUUACCAAAAAUCUGUUGUGCUACUUUUAAUUUGAAGAUAACUUAAAAAUAGUUUGUUGUGUCAGGAUAUUUAUAUCCAGGCAAAUACCAUUUAUUAAUAAUAUCUGAUCUAAUGAAGGCGUUUUAUGUAUUUAUGUAGUUCAGACGUCUUCUACUUUAAUUACACGCAUUAUUUAAAAAAGGUUGAGUUAUUAUAGUUGCAAUUAAGUAUUGGAGAAAAACAUAAUGUUUUAGGCCGCAGCCUAAAACAUAUUAGGCUGCGGCCUAAUAGGUAGUAGUAUUUUUUACUUCUUUGUAAAUACUGAAUAUAAUUGCGAUAGUUCAAUUAAUGCCUAGCGUCGUUUUGGCAUGCAUUUCAGCGCUAAAUUAUGUUUUUAAACCACUGCUAGGCGUCUCUUCAAAACUUCAACAUUGCUGCGUCAUUUCAUGGAGGACACUCCUUGUAGGCCAUGUUGAACCGAGAGAGAGAGCAUGGAGAAGGGCGUUGAGUUGAAACUUUUGUCUUAAUAUUGGGUCUGAGUGUGCUAUAUUUAAUCUUCAACGCUGCUUUUUUUUUUUUUAGUACAAAGUUUUAGAUACGGAAAAAUACUGCUUUUUCACAGUUUUUAUUUUUGGGUCGUAGCAAUAUAACAAACUUGCCUUUUAUACGUUAAGUUUAAUUGAUAUUUUGUGUGUAGUUUUAUACCGUUUUAGAGGAACAGUUUGUGAAGCGAGAUCUCUGCGUUUGUCUGAUACACGUGACUAACCGGGUUGACCAAUGACGUGCUUCCAACUUGCCACGGAUGAUCGCUCCUUAGUUUUGAGGGACCAAUCACUGAAGUCCGUUAGACUUGAGUUGACGUAACAGAAACCUCUGAGAACGUAACCAUAUUCUUGAGUGUUUAAAAGUAUUAACGAUACUGUUUUUGUUAAACGCUGGUCUCUUUGCUUUAGUGGCGGUCAUGCUUUUACGUUUUUGUGCGAAAUAGUCUGCUGGAAAUCCUCAAAUCGUGCUCAGAAACGAUGUGAAGGCGUGGCCUAUGUGACUGGCAGAUAGGGUGGCCUGUAGAAUACGUGUGGGCGUGUACAUUUAGCGUUACAUCAGCCAAUGGAGUCUUCGUCGGGUUUAUAAAUAGUCGGGCGGAGCCACAACGUUGCCAUUUCAUUGUAGAUCUUAGCUGGAGGAUAAAGGAGGUCAGAACAAGCCGCGAAACUCGGACGUUCGAACGAAACCGGUUUAGAAACUGAAUCCGGAUCCAUCCCGAUGGAGACGGCAUUCUGCCCGCCCUUUGACAGCUCUUUGGGUGGGGGCGAUGGCAUGCAGGGUUUCACAAUGAUGGAGCAGACCAUCUCCGGCCCUGGCAAGCGCAUCCGGAAGCCAUCGCUGCUGUACGAAGGUUUUGAAGGUCCUGCUCUACUCCAGACACCUCAAUCUGGACCCUCCCAACCACCUGUGCGGGACCCCACUCGACAGGGCCGCAUGACCAACCAGCUGCAGUUCCUCCAGAAGGCUUUACAUAAGACGUUAUGGAGGCAUCACUUUGCCUGGCCCUUCCAUGAGCCGGUGGAUGCUGCCAAGCUCAACCUUCCUGACUACUAUAAAAUCAUUAAGCAGCCAAUGGACAUGGGCACCAUCAAGAAAAGACUGGAAAACAAUUAUUACUGCAGUGCCGGCGAGUGCAUGCAGGAUUUCAACACCAUGUUCACCAACUGCUACAUCUACAACAAGCCAACAGAUGACAUUGUCCUGAUGGCUCAGUCUCUGGAGAAGGCUUUCCUGCAGAAGGUGGCACAGAUGCCCCAAGUCGAAGAAGAAAUCCCACCACCUGCCCCAAGGGGUAAACCAGGAAAGCCCAAAAAAGGCUGCAGAUUAACCCCAGGUGGAAUGACAGCUCAUCAGGUCCCUGCUAUAUCCUCUUUGUCCCAGUCGAUCUACUCGCCUCCCACUCCCGACACCCCAGACUCUCUCCUCUCCACCCCACCCCUGACAAUUCUAGCCAAGUCUAUGCCUACCACUCCACACGGCAACCCCGCUCUGCUGGGCCUACUCCCUACCCAACCUACUGCUAAGAAAAAGGGUGUCAAGCGCAAGGCAGACACAACUACUCCCACCACCACAGGCAUGCCCCUCACCUUGGGCAUGGGUGGCAUUAAUCUUGGCAUUGGCAGCGGUGACUCCCCGCUCACCCUUUCUGCUUUAGGGGUGGACCCCAAACAUAGCUUGUCACUUGGCCUGAGCCAUGUUGGAGGCCUGGUUGGAGACAAAGUUCUGGCAAGACGAGGAGGCAGUGGCAGGCCCAUCAAGCCACCCCGGAAAGACUUGCCCGACUCCCAGCAUCAACAUCAACCGGUGCGACGUGGGAAACUUAGUCAGCAGCUGAAAUACUGCAGCGGGAUUCUGAAGGAGCUUCUGUCAAAGAAGCAUGCAGCCUAUGCCUGGCCCUUUUACAAGCCAGUGGACGCUUCGUCAUUGGGACUGCACGACUAUCACGAUAUUAUCAAGUAUCCAAUGGAUCUUAGCACAAUAAAGAGGAAAGUGGAGCAUCGCGAGUACAGAGAUGCACUACAGUUUGCUGCUGACAUCAGGCUAAUGUUCUCAAACUGUUACAAGUACAAUCCCCCAGACCAUGAUGUGGUGGCCAUGGCCCGAAAAUUACAGGAUGUCUUUGAGUUCAGCUUCGCCAAGAUGCCCGAUGAGCCCCUGGACUCCCUCCCACCUGCAUCCCUGGGCAGCGGCCUGGGCGGUCACUCAUCCUCCUCUUCCUCAUCGUCGUCAGAGAGUGAUGUGAGCAGUGAGAGUGAGAGCGAGAACAGCCGAAGCUCCGACAGUGAGGAGGAGCGAGCGCAUCGCCUGGCCCAGCUUCAGGAACAGGUGUGUACACAGUUGAGGGCGGUGCACGAGCAGCUGGCUGUGCUGUCAUCCACACCCAUCGUCAAGCCUAAGAAGAAGAAAGACAAAAAGAAAAAGAAGAAGCCAGAGAAACAUAAGCGAGGGAGGAGUAUGAUGGAGGAUGAGGUGGUCAUACGGCCGGCAAAAAUGCCAAAACUCUCCAAGACACCAAAGAGCCGGAGCAACAGCAAAUCGGCAGGUUAUACUCAGGGCAAGAAGGGCUCCAAUAAGAAGAGCAACAAGAGCAAAUCCUCAAAGAAAUCUCAAGCCGCCACCUUCAAUUCUUUUCCCAUGAGCCACGGUGGCCUUACUCCCCACUAUGACUCAGAGGAAGAGGAGGAGACCAGUCCAAUGAGCUACGAUGAGAAACGGCAGCUCAGUCUGGACAUCAACAAGCUGCCGGGUGAGAAACUGGGCCGCGUAGUCCACAUAAUCCAAGCGCGAGAGCCCUCGCUACGUGACACCAACCCAGAGGAGAUCGAGAUCGACUUUGAGACUCUCAAACCAUCAACACUGCGGGAGCUGGAGCGCUACGUUAUGAUGUGUUUACGGAAGAAACCACGGAAACUAUUUGUGGCAACCAAAGCUGUGGCAGGUAAAUCCCGUGAGGAGUUAACCUUGGAGAAGAAGAGGGAACUUGAGAGAAGACUCCAGGACGUCAGUGGUCAACUCAACUCUGCCAAGAAACCACAGAAAAACAAAGCGGAGAAGCCCACCACGGUGGAACCUCACGCCAUGGCCUCUCGCCUCAGUGCCAGCAGCUCCAGCUCAGACUCCUCUUCAUCCUCUUCCUCAUCCUCUGACACCAGUGAUUCAGACUCGGGCUGAGCGAUUUGAAAGAACAGACAUGGAGCUUUCACCUUAAAAACACGCACUCCAUCCCAGACCAGAAUAGGACCACUGCACUACAAAUAACAAAGGGAUGAAAAGGAAGAGUAGGCUUUUCUCUCUUAGAUGUGAACAGAGGGAGGGUUAAUGAGAACAUUUAAGAAUUUCUGGGAAAUAUUGGACAGAGAGACAUGUGAGAAGAAGCUGGUGGAAAAGCAGCCCAGUGCAUCAUUGUCUAAUUUGGGACAAAUUUUUGUUAGGCCAUCCUUUGUGUGUAUAUAUGUACAAAGCUAUGUAAAUAUCUAUUUUCAUUUUCUUUUAUAAAGAAGAAUUUUAAUGAAUUCCCUGAUAGGGAAACAAACAAACAUAAAAAUAUAUAUGUAAUUUUUUGGUGUGAAUCUUUUUUUUUUUUUUUUCUUUCCUCACCCUCUUUUUGUUUGACCUGUUGUUUGUCUUAAAGAAAACAACAGGCUUGGAUAAAAUUCUGUCACUGUUGUUUGCAUGAGCGAGUGUAUGAUCUGUAUGUAUGUAUGCCAUUGAAUCCAGUGGUUAGAAAACCACAUAGGGUGCAUUUACACACACUUGUGCAUACAUGGAUGUUUUGUAGGUUGGUUCUGCAUUUGAAUGAACCUUCCAAGCUUUAGUGAAAACAGAGCUCCACCUAUUCAAAUGGCAUCUGUUGACCCAGAAGAUAAGAGAAGAGGGAAUUACGUCACCCAUCUCUGUUCAGUAGGCAACCCAUUGGCUUUAGUUCCUUUCCCUUCUCCAUCCUGCCUGCUUUAUUCUGAUCAGAAACAAUGUGGUCAAAUUAAUAGGUUUUGACAGUUCUAUUGUUUUAAAUACAAACAAAUUCUCUUUGAAAUCAGCUGGGCUAUGUGAACGUUUGUUUCUCUGUACACAUAAAUUGAAUGUGACUGUAACCACAUGGUAAAAAAUACAAGUCGUAGAUGCAUAUAAGAGGUACAGAGCUGCUUAAUUAGGUGUGAAUAUGUUUGUUUGUUUUGCACAUUUAUUAAUUAUUUGCCCAGAGAACUGGUGCACAGUCAAUGGGGUUAACAAAAUUAACCACCACUCAUAUUCAGAACAUCCAAGAUUGAAAAUAUAGUUUCUGUAAUAUAGAAACAACAUAGAACAUGCUGUUACACAAAAAAAAGGUUUUUUUUUCUUUUCAAAAUGUGUGAAUAUGUAACAAUUUUGCAGCUUGCAUCUGUCAAUAUGACCCAAUUUCUGUAUCCUGCAUUUUUUUCUUGUUUGUUUACUCCUGUCUUUAGAUCUUUUUUUAGUGUUGUUGCUGGUUGUUUCCACCACUGAUUAUAGUUUUGUUUUUUUAAAGACGACAGCAACAGCAAAACACGUUUCAUGCGACCACAAUUCUCAUCUGAAAAAGUCCACGUUAAUAAAGAGGGUGAGAUGUCCUUAAA
Molecule: messenger RNA, 5928 nt
Organism: Myxocyprinus asiaticus (Chinese sucker)
Lineage: Eukaryota; Metazoa; Chordata; Actinopteri; Cypriniformes; Catostomidae
Product: bromodomain-containing protein 2-like
Exons: 12
Coding region: 2054-4507 (817 amino acids)
Biological process (GO): regulation of DNA-templated transcription; chromatin remodeling
Cellular component (GO): nucleus; chromatin
Source: RefSeq, a predicted model, not a curated record